Molecule: messenger RNA, 6156 nt
Organism: Penaeus vannamei (Pacific white shrimp)
Lineage: Eukaryota; Metazoa; Arthropoda; Malacostraca; Decapoda; Penaeidae
Source: RefSeq, a predicted model, not a curated record
GUAGCAACGAUGGAGAGCGAAGGACGGUAUGACUGCAUGGUGACCAACGCUGCAGGCUCGGCACACAAAACCGUCGUCGUUCUCAUUAGUAAACCUCCCGAGAUUUCCCCGCCCGGAGACGAAACCCUGGCGGUGUCAGCAGGUCAAGAUCUCAAGCUGCCGUGCGAGGUCAAGGGUCAUCCCGAACCCGAAGUGUCCUGGAGGCGAAAUGGGCUGGUGCUGGCUGAGGAUGAGAGGCUGGUCCCUGCCCCUGGUUACCUGUUGAUGAGUGCCGUCACCCCUGACCUCGCCGGGAACUACACCUGCAGUGCCAUCAACCAGGCCGGAAAUGCGCACAAAACCUUCGUCAUAACAGUUAAUUAUCCCCCUCAAGUGGAGACAGUGGAGGAGACGUGGCCCGAGAGAAGCGUGGUGGAAGGGGGGCGCCUGUCCCUGCCGUGUCCUGCGCUGGCCAAUCCUACUCCGACACGCGACUGGACGAAGGAUGGCGUUCGACUCCUGCCUGAAGAAGGACUGGAGAUUUUGGAAAGUGGAACCGUCGAAGUCUCACGUGCAGAACCCAAGCACUCGGGUAGUUACCGAUGCACGCUCACCAACUUUCUCGGGCAGGCUCACAUUGACUACGACGUGAAGGUCCUCAUCCCGCCCAGGGUGACCCAGCGGCACCGGCCAAGCGCCCCUAUUGUCGUGGAGGGAGAAGAUGUCGUCAUCAACUGCCCGGUAGACGCAGUGCCCAUUCCGACGAUCACGUGGUUGAAGGACGGCGUGUCCAUCUUCUCGACGAAGGACCGCGCCGACAUGACCCACAUCGUCGUCGAGAACAAUGGCCAGACACUCUACAUCCUCGAGGCGACUGUGGACGAUAAAGGAGUGUACCGCUGCGUGGCCAAGAACGACGCCGGGGUCACGGAGCUGCUGUUCCCGCUGGAGGUCCUCGUGGCGCCGCAGUUCACCGAGUUCUUCCACAACCCCGACGUGACCUUGCAUGCCGGGGAAGAGCUUGACCUCGAUUGCGACGUCAGCGGUGACCCCGAGCCGCAGGUAUCAUGGAAACGCGACGGCGAGCCCCUGUACGCCCACGUGUCGCCAGGGGGUCGCCGAGUGCACGUGCAGCACGCCAAGAUCGGGCAUGCUGGCCACUACACGUGCACGGCCGUCAACACCGCUGGCACCACGCACAGGAACUUCAGUGUCACCGUCCUCAAGCCGCCCACGAUGGAGGAAGGGGGCGCGGGCGAGCUGACGGGCGUGGAAACCGUGGAGGGGAGGGACGCCAAGCUGUGGUGUCGGGCGGACGGCUCACCCGCGCCCGAGAUCGCCUGGACGAAGGACCGCCAGUUCAUCGCGCCCUUGCAGGAGGGGAAAUACUCCACGCAGGAGGAAGGACAGAUGCUCACCAUACACAAGGUCACGCCAGAAUCCUCGGGUCUGUACGAGUGCACCGCCACCAACUUCGUGGGCACCGCCACACGCACCUUCAACCUCUCCGUCAUGACGCCGCCCACGAUCCACGACGCGGGCGGAGGCGACGUGGUGACGGACGUGCAGGUGGUGUCGGGUCGGGAGGCCAUCCUGCACUGCGACGUCGAGGGCUCCCCGCCGCCCACCAUCACCUGGCUCCGGGAUGGGCGGACCCUCAAGCCGGGGCCCCGCGUCCACUUCACGGGCCCCUACGAACUCCUCCUGACGAGCGUGCAGGCGGGGGACGCCGGGGACUACGCCUGCCUGGCCACCAACCGCGCGGGGACGGCGGAGAAGCAGUUCGACGUCAGGGUCAUUGUUCCGGCCACGAUAGCGGAAGAUGAGGAUGGGUCUCCGCCGAUGCAGGAGGUCCUGGUCGACAUGCCCUUCUCCCUCUUCUGUCCUGUAGAAGGCACGCCGCAGCCACGCAUCACUUGGACGAAGAACGCCGCUCCGCUGGAUGGUCUGCUCGGCUUCCAUGGCCUGGGCGGGCGGGUGGCGCUGGGGGACGGCGGGCGACGUCUGUUGGUGUCAGAGGCCGUCAUGCAGGACACCGGGACCUACAUGUGCGCGGCCGAGAACGAAGGCGGGCGCGACACGGCCACAUACCAAGUCAAUGUGCUAGCACCACCAGUGAUUAUACAAGACAAGGACACCUUCCGGUCCGCUGUGGAGGGCGACGACGUGGUCCUCGACUGCGAAGUGGACGGCGACCCUCCGCCCGCCAUCGUGUGGCUGCAGGACGGCGUGUCACUGCAGGAACUGUUCUUGCCGGCCAUCACUGUCCACGACGUAGGGCGUGGGAAGUCUGAGCUGAGAAUCAAGAGCGUGAGCGAAUUCCACGCCGGCUCGUACACCUGUAUAGCGAGCAGCGUGGCGGGGUCGGACGAGCAGACGUACGUGUUGAGGGUCGUGACCCCGCCCCGCCUGGAGGACCCCAGCGCCCCCACGUUCGUCAGCGUCCGUGCGAGUAGGCCGGCGACCCUCUCGUGUCUCAUCCACGCAUCGCCUGAUCCGCAGAUCUUCUGGUUCAAGAAUAACAUGCCGCUGGACGAGGACGACCCCAACCUUCACUUGGGCGCUGGAGGACGAGAUCUGAAACUCCUUCAGGUGACGGAGGUCGACGCCGCGAACUACUCGUGCCUGGCCAUGAACGAGGCGGGUUCGCUCUCCCUCAACUUUACGCUCGAAGUCCAUGUCCCGCCACGCUUCACGGAGUCUGUGGUGGGAGACGUGAACGCCGUCGCAGGUGAGGACGUCGAGCUCUUCUGCCCCGUCCACGCCACGCCCUCGCCCUCAGUGCUGUGGAUGAGGGACUCGGGCAUCAUCCAGCACUCCUUUACUGCCACGGACCCUCGGCGCCUGGCCCUCCAGAACGUGACCAAGGAGGACGACGGCCGAUACACCUGCCUGGCGACCAACGAAGCGGGGACCAUCGAGCAGGACUUCACGCUGAGGGUCAUGGUGGCACCUAAACUACUGGAUCUGGACCAACCUGUCGUGGAGAAAUCUGUGGUUCUCAAUCGCCCAGUGACCAUUACGUGCUUCAUCGUCGCCGACCCCCCGCCCACCAUCACGUGGCUGAAGGACGACCACGCUCUAUCCGCCCUGCAUUCGGGCGUGAGCGUAGACAACCACGGGCGGCAGGUGAGCAUAACGAGGGCGCGCGGAGCCGACGCCGGGAACUACACCUGCCUCGCCACCAACGCUGCCGGGACGACCACCCUGACCACGCUCCUCACCGUUCUCACGCCUCCGACAUGGGCCACGGGUUCGGAACUGGAGGAGAAGGUGAUCGGCGUGGCUGGCGAGAGCCUCGAUCUCUUCUGUGACGUCACUGGCACGCCCACGCCCACCAUCCUGUGGCUCAAGGACGGCCAGAUCAUCACGCCCUUGUUGGGUAGCAGGAACUUCACGGCGUCGGAUAGGCUACUGCACUUCAAUUCCCUCGCCCAAGACGACUCCGGGUUGUACAGCUGCAUCACGAGCAACGCAGCGGGAACAGCGGAGUAUGUGUUCGAUGUGGAUGUUCUCGCGCCGCCGUCGCUCUCCUACCAGCCCAAGACGCAGCAUACGGUGCUAGUGAACCGCGCCCUGAGCCUGGACUGCCCCGUGGAAGGGAACCCCGAACCGGAAGUAAAAUGGUUCAUGGACGACCAGCCCGUGAACCCCAAGGGACAGUUCGUGAGGCUCACCAGUCAGGCUCGGCAACUCCAUCUGCUCAGGGUCCUGAGUUCCAGUGAAGGCAGGGUGACAUGUCUGGCCACGAACGCAGUAGGGUCACUCAUCACUAACUACACCCUGGAUGUGCUUAGUCCUCCCGUGAUCACGCCCACGCCGCCCACGAAGAAAGUGCGGGCGCGAGAGGGCGAUUCGGUGACUCUUACCUGUAGGAUCCGAGGCCACCCACGCCCCCUGGUAGCGUGGGUGGGCGGCCAGGGGAUGGUCCUGACGGAGGAAGAGAUGGCAAGGAGAGGCUUCGACCUGCAGGAGGAUGGAGAGUCCCUCGUGCUGAAGAAGGUGGACGGGACUCACGAAGGGCGUUACACCUGCAUCGCCUCCAACACGGCUGGGUCUGCCAAGGAAACCUUCAGCGUGCAGGUCUUGUUGACCCCUGUGAUUCAAGCCCCGGAGCAAGGGACAGCGUUAGGUGUCGUGCAAGGUUCCUCCGUCACACUCUCCUGUAUCGUGGACGCCAGACCCCCUGCCACGCUCUCAUGGCAAAAGAACGGACAGGCCCUUGACAGCAGCCGAGACCCCUUCCUCCACGUGACAGCAGGUGGCGAGUCCCUGAGCUUCCUGAGGGUGCAGCCACAACACGCCGCUAACUACACCUGCGUCGCCUCUAGUGCUGCGGGACAGGACUCUCUCACUUAUGACCUCAAUGUGAAUGUCCCGCCCGUGAUUAUUGAGGACAUGGUAGAGAACGUGCUUGGGGGCGGCGUGGGCGGAGACACCAUGGGCAUCGUGGGCGGGGAGGUGGACCUGGAAUGCUACACCAUAGGCACGCCCACGCCCACACUCACCUGGGAGAAGGAUGAUGGAGGAAUCGAGCUGAGUGACCGCAUAACGCUACUCGAGGACGGCCAAGUGCUGAGGCUUAAGUCGGCGGUGACUGAGGACUCCGGACGGUACACCUGCACGGCCACGUCGCCUUCGGGAUCAGCCUCGAGGGACUUCGUCGUUGUUAUACAUAGUCCCCCCCGCAUCAUCCCCCCGCGAGAGACGAACCUCGAGGUCGUCCUUCACCAACCUCUCGCCCUGACGUGUGAGGCGGAGAGCUCGCUUACUCCCGCCGUGUCCUGGUCUCGUCACGGUCGACCAGUCACGCCCUACGCGGAUCCGAAUCUCCAGGUGAGGGCCGGUGGUCGCGAGCUACACCUGCGUCGUGUCCGCGAAGGUGACGGUGGGGCGUUCACCUGCAUCGUGAUGAACAGUGCGGGGCAGGAUACACUCACCUACACACUCACUGUACAGGUCCCGCCCGUGAUCCAGCGCGCCAACGUGAGACGCCAGGUGGUGGGCGUGGCGGGCCAGUCGACGGACCUGCUUUGCGAGGCGUCGGGCAACCCCCCGCCCACGCUGGCCUGGACGCGAGGCAACACACUCAUCACCCCGGAACACCCUCAUUACCAGGUCAUGAACGGGGGCGCCAAACUUCAGGUCCGGGAGCUGACACGGGAGGACACGGGCGUGAUAACGUGUACCGCUACGAAUCCGGCUGGGAAGGACACCCUAAGUUACACGCUUCAGGUUUAUGUUCCCCCGAGUGUCGACGAAGACGCAGCCAAGGAGAUGACAGUCAAGGAGGGAAACAGCGUUGUCCUAGAGUGUCCUGUCACAGCCUUCCCUGCCCCUUCCAUCCUGUGGUCCGUGGGCGGCACCGUCGUAGGCCACGGUGGGCGGCGGAACGUGGAUCUGGGCUCGGAUGGGCGUUCCCUGAGGAUCGUGAGGGCGGGGAGCGAAAACGCGGGCGUCUACACCUGCACUGCGUCCAACACUGCGGGCGUGCUCGAUGUGGAGGUUGCUCUUCGGGUCUUGGCUGUCGGACGGCGAGGAGGAGCUGGUGACCGUGAUGGAGGGGGGGCACGUGGCCCUCCAGUGCAUCCUGCUGAAGGGCACGCCGACGCCCACGAGGCACUGGGUCGUCGGGCCGGAGCACGCCGAGCCCGCCACACGGUGGUCGGUAACGGAGAACAGCUGGUCAUCACACGUGCAGAGGAAGAGGACUCGGGUCAAUACAGGUGUAUAGCAGAGAACCCAGCUGGUUCGGCGACCAAGGUGUACCAGCUGGUUGUUCAGGCGGCGCCGAGGAUCAACGUGACUGCCCUGCCGCCUUACGUCAUCGUGCUCUCUCCUGGUGACACAGGGUCGGAAAUACUGCCAGCUGACGGCCGCCCCCGCCACAGCCACGUCAGCGCUUCUGCCACUUCGUCGGAGGCCCAGACGCUCGUCCUCACCUGUCCUGUUACAGGUAACCCUCCCCCUCGACGCCUGUGGUACCAGGGAUCGCAGGCUCUCGUGUCCUCCUCGAGAGUCCUCGUAGGAACCGGCGGGCGCGACCUGACCCUGGUGGGCGUAGGACCCAGGGACGCGGGGACGUACGUGUGCGUGGCCGUGAAUCCUGCAGGAGAGGCUCAGCUGAGCACCGCUGUCGUGGUCGUCGAAAGUAUGACGAUCAUCUUUCGAAUGUAA